AUGAACCACUUUCAAAUAUGGAAGCAAACUGCUUCUCGAAAGCAGCACUUACGGAACGAACUCCUGAAACCCUACAUGGUCUUCGAUGUGGAUCAACGGCUACCUCAGGUCCACAAUGUCCAGGAACGUUCCCGCAUCCAAAGUGAUCCAGAAGUUCAAGAAAUCACUGAUAUCGACAAUAUCCCUGUUCUGGUCGACCAAUUAAGAACAGGCAGAUUUACUGCUGAGGCUGUUAUCCUCGCUUACGUUAGAAGGGCUGCAAUAGCACAGCAAUUGACAAACUGUAUUACAGAGGUGGUCUUUGAAGAUGCUUUGGCCCAGGCUCGAGCAUUGGAUCGUGUUUUUCGGGAAACUGGGCAUCUCAAAGGACCACUCCAUGGUGUCCCUAUCACUUUGAAGGACCAAUUCAACAUCAGAGGCGUCGAUACUACCUUGGGAUAUGUCGGGCGUUCGUUUGCUCCUGCUACGGAAGAUGCAGCUCUAGUGCAGAUGCUGAGGGAUAUGGGAGCAAUCAUUCUAGCGAAGACCAAUUUGCCUCAAAGUAUUAUGUGGGCUGAAACCGAAAAUCCUCUUUGGGGUCUGACGGUUAACCCGCGUGAUCCUAGGUUGACUCCAGGAGGCUCGACGGGGGGUGAAGCGGCUCUCUUAGCAUUACAUGGCUCCCUCCUGGGAUUUGGAACAGAUAUCGGCGGCAGUAUCCGGAUUCCGCAAAGUAUUGUGGGCUUAUACGGUUUCAAACCCACGAGCAGCAGAUUCCCGUAUCUAGGGGUUCCUGUCUCCACUGAAGGACAAGAGCACGUCCCCUCUUCCAUCGGUCCAAUGGCUCGCGACUUAGCGUCUAUCACUUAUGUGAGUCGGUCUGUUGCCAACGCUAAGCCGUGGGAGUUGGACCCAAAGUGCACCCCCCUUCCGUGGAAUGAGGAUGCAUUUCAGGAGAUACAAAAUCGGCCCAUAGUUGUCGGUUUGAUUCUAGAUGAUGGGGUGGUGACGAUCCACCCCCCUAUUGAAAGAGCCCUCCGCGAGUUGUCGGCAAAACUACAAGCAAAGGGCCAUGAAAUUGUCAUCUGGGAUGCUUCAGAUCACUUUGAAUAUAUUCAACUCAUGGAUCGGUAUUAUACUGUUGACGGUGGCGAGGAUAUCCGUCGCGACAUUGCUGUCGCUGGAGAACCAUUUGUUCCUCAUGUUGAGGCACUAGUUAACCGAAGCCAGGCUAUCUCCGUCUACGAGUAUUGGCAGCUCAACAAACAGAAGGUCGCACUACAAAAAAAAUACCUUGAUAAGUGGAAUGCGAUUCGGUCUCCAUCGGGGAAGCCAGUUGACAUUCUCCUAGCUCCCACUACACCGCAUCCAGCUGUUCCACACCGAAGACUGCGGUGGGUUGGAUAUACUAAGAUCUGGAACUUGCUCGACUAUCCAGCUGUCACCUUCCCUGUUGACGAAGUAAGAGUGGCUGUAGAUAACGUGCAAAAGACAUAUCACCCGAGGAAUGAGCUGGACGCAUGGAACUGGGAUCUUUAUGACGUGAAGGCUAUGGAAGGCCAUCCCAUCAACGUCCAAGUCAUCGGAAAGAAACUGAAUGAGGAAAAGGUGUUGGGGGCUGCAACCGUUAUCGAGAGAAUCUGGAGAGAUCUCUAA
Molecule: messenger RNA, 1635 nt
Organism: Aspergillus pseudonomiae
Lineage: Eukaryota; Fungi; Ascomycota; Eurotiomycetes; Eurotiales; Aspergillaceae
Product: amidase
Exons: 5
Coding region: 1-1635 (544 amino acids)
Source: RefSeq, a predicted model, not a curated record